AAAUUGAAAUUUAAAAGUUACUUAGGAGCAAAUCUUAUACUAAAAGUAGAACUUAAUUAUAUUACAAGAAAGACAGCUUGACAACAAUUGAAUAUUAAUAUUUCUGAAUCUCCCUUUAUAAGAGAAGGAUGGUGUGGAAAAUUCCAUCUGCCUCUCCCCUAAACCAAACCCUCUUCUUCUGAGCUCUGCUUCCAACACGUUAAUGGCGCUCUAAUCAACCAUCUGUUUCUCGACUCUCUCUUUCACUGCUCAGAUUUGUUUCCCUGUUUCUGAGACAAUGGAUUCUCUCGCGGCUACUCUCUCGCCGCUGCUCCCUUUUGUGGCGUCCUUUGUGUUUCUCAUUAUCUUUCUCGAGCAGAUCUCUUAUUUGAAGAAGAAACGAUCCGUUCCUGGCCCCGCUCUCGUCCCCCCAUUCGUCGGAAACGCGAUUCCGCUGGUCCGAAACCCUGCCCGGUUCUGGGAAAUCCAGGCGUCUCUGGCCAAAUCCUCCGGCACCGGUUUCUCGGUCAACUACAUCGGCGGAAAUUUCAUCGUCUUCAUAAGCGACACCGAGCUCUCUCACAAGAUUUUCGCCAAUGUACGUUCCGAUGCUAUGAAUCUCGUAGGCCACCCGUUCGGGAAGAAGCUAUUCGGCGAGGAUAAUCUGAUUUACAUGUUAGGGCAAAAGCACAAGGAUCUCCGCCGUCGAAUCGCUCCUAAUUUCACGCCCAAAGCCCUGUCUACAUACACCGCGCUCCAGCAGAUUGCCAUUCUCAAGCACUUGAAACUCUGGGACCAGAAGUCGUCGGAAUCCUCGCCCAAGCCGAUUCCAUUGAGGUUUCUCGCUCGGGAUCUCAAUCUCGAGACCUCACAGACGGUCUUCGUCGGACCGUAUUUGAGCGAAGAGG
Messenger RNA from Momordica charantia (bitter melon), 887 nucleotides. Its product is annotated as cytochrome P450 710A11. Gene Ontology annotation, molecular function: iron ion binding; monooxygenase activity; oxidoreductase activity, acting on paired donors, with incorporation or reduction of molecular oxygen. The record is from RefSeq and is a predicted model, not a curated record. Lineage: Eukaryota; Viridiplantae; Streptophyta; Magnoliopsida; Cucurbitales; Cucurbitaceae. Gene Ontology annotation, biological process: sterol metabolic process.